Molecule: messenger RNA, 2680 nt
Organism: Pungitius pungitius (ninespine stickleback)
Lineage: Eukaryota; Metazoa; Chordata; Actinopteri; Perciformes; Gasterosteidae
Gene: chad
Product: chondroadherin
Exons: 4
Coding region: 1131-2222 (363 amino acids)
Cellular component (GO): plasma membrane
Molecular function (GO): protein binding
Source: RefSeq, a predicted model, not a curated record
AGUAUUGGACCGAUCAGUAGCAAUAGAACCCACUUAAUGAGCUCAUUACAUGAAAAGUCCAGUUGCUCUUCUCACUAAAACAGGCUUGAAGUGUCAAACUAGAAGUUUGAUUCGCCAACCAGUCGAGCUGCAGUUUCCAUCCGUGUGUCAUAUUCUUCAUAAGAGGUUUGUGUGACAUUGUCAUAGAUUCUCAAAGUGACCUUUGACCACCAAAUUAUAAUCAGGGGACAUUUGAACCAAAUUUGAGGUGCCUAGAAACGUUAUGUUUUUUACUACUUACAGCCCAGAACCCAAAUACCGUGAUAUACAAUUUUUAAAGCAAACUUCAAAUGACCACAUAUUUGCCAUCACGGCAAAUUAAACUCAUCUAAACGGAGUAUGUUUACAUUUGUACAAAAAUAUUUCUGUUUUGGUAAAUUCUCUGUCGUCCUCCACAUCAUUUCAGAGGGAAAUACAGAGCUUCUCCUGAUUGAACCAGUCCCUGGUUGGUCAAAUAAAUCACAGGAGCAGAUUCAAUCAGAGACAUAGGAAGUCAGGGAGGGAUAAAGGCCCAUUACAUAAUACCACACUUCAUUCCAGAAGAAAGAACGUUACGCAGGAAUGCAGAGCGCCUACUGAAACGUUCCUCUGUGGGUGACUUUUAGCAAUGGUCUCAGGUCUCUUUUGGCCAUCUGGAGGCCGUUAGAGGUUAUGAAACGGCAGCUUCUCCCUCCACCGCAGACUGAAGAAUGAUCGAGAUGUCUGGGAGCACGAGCGGAUUGAACCGGUUCAAACCUGGGGUGUGUCUGCACGUCACCUUCCUGCUCAUUCAGGGUUAAAUUCUCACAGACACUUGACUUCCUGUCGCAAACCUUCUCACCUCCUCCUUUGCGCUUUUUUUUCUUUUUCUCUCCCCCCUCCAGUGAACGUUAUAAAUAGCGCUGUGUGUUCUGCUGAGCAGCCGUCCUCCUCCUCCUCCUCCUCCUCCUCCUCCUCUCAAAGCGCGUCGCAUCACCUUCUCCGCUCCUUCUCCACCCAGUUUCUCUCCAACCAAGCACUACCCUCCGCUCACACCCUUUUUCCUCAUUCCGCUGCUUAUUCUGAGAGUCCAAAAAAAAAAGGGUCCUGGGAGACGAGGUCCGAGGCCGAGCAUGCGUUGCGUGAGCCGCUUGCUGCUGGGGACCUUCCUCCUGGCGCUGGGCCCCGCCGCGCACGGCGCGCCGGGCCAGUGCCCCGACCUGUGCCACUGCCACGGCGACCUCCAGCACGUCAUCUGCGACGGCGUCGGGCUGAAGAAGAUCCCCCGGGUGUCCGAGGUCACGCGCCUGCUGAACCUGCAGAGGAACAACCUGGGCGCCAUUCCCACGGGGGCAUUCGGCGACAGCAAGGGCCUCGUCUCGCUGCACAUGCAGCACUGUCAGCUGCGGGAGGUCGGGUCCCAGGCCUUCAAGGGGCUGAAGAAGCUCGUCUACCUCUACCUAUCCAACAACAAGAUCAGCAGCAUCAGGCCCGGCGCCUUCGAGGACCUAACGGAGCUCACCUACCUCUACCUGGACGGGAACCAGAUCGGCGACCUGGCCAGGGGCCUCUUCUCCCCCAUGAUCAACCUCUUCAUCCUGCAGCUCAACGACAACAGGCUGCGGGAGCUGCGGCCGGGGACCUUCGCCGGCGCCAAGGACCUGCGCUGGCUGCACAUGAGCGGGAACGAGCUGGCCGCCCUGCAGCCGGGCUCCCUGGACGACGUGGAGAACCUGGCCAUACUCCACCUGGACGGGAACCGGCUGCCCAGCUACCCGCUGGCGGCCAUGAGCAAGCUGCGGGUGGUGGAGGAGCUCGCGCUGGGGAAGAACCCCAUGAGGACCAUCCCCGACAUCGCCUUCCAGAGCUUUGGGCGCUACAUGGAGAAACUACAGCUGGACAACAUGGGCCUGGAGAAGUUCUCAGACGGUGCGUUCACAGGCGUGACGGCCAUCAAGUCCCUGAACCUGGACAACAACAAGCUGAGGUCGCUCCCCAAAAGCCUCAACUUGGGCACCGUCACCAACCUCACGCUCUCCAACAACCCGUGGAGCUGCACGUGCCAGCUGGCUCCGCUGCGCAGGUGGAUGGACUCUAGUCGCACCCGACCGGACGCGCUGUGCGCAUCUCCGCCUCAGCAGAAAGGAAAGCAAGUAAGAGACAGCGCCGCCUUGGCUGGAUGCAGAGUCAAGCCCAAGAAGCCCAGAAAGGGCCUGCGUCACUGAACACGCACCUGUGCAGGCCAAAGGAGGAGCCCGCCCAGGGGACAGCAAUGCUCUACUUCAAGAGAGUCGAUUUAUCCAUCUGCCAAAUAGUGACACAAGUUGACACCCAUAUGCACACACUGAUAUUUGCUAUUUGCUCAGAAGAAGAGAUCGAUAGCAGUGUCAUGUUUUGAAGCGACAGCAAUGAGCAGGUUAGCUUAGCGUAAUGAUUGGAAACAGUUAGCCUGACUAUCCCACUGUUACAAAAUACUCGCAUACAUGUGGGAAAACUUAUGAGGUGAAUCAAUUUCACCAAUCUACCUUCGAGUGACAUUUUCCUCUUUUUUGAGAACUUGAUGUAGAUUAAUGUAUAUUGUGCUAUUCUGUCUUGAGCUAUAAAACCUUUGUAACAGACUAAACAUUUUUUCAAACCCUUCACUAAUUUAACUUGUAAAGAAAAAGUAUUUUUACUGCCCAUU